AUGGCUAAUGAUGUCCUCUAUCAUCAUGUAGCUGAGAUCAUUAAAAGUGUACUGGCGAAGGAACAAAGUCUUCGUAAUGCUGUUUACAGUAAUAAUUACAAGGUUGGUGUACCAUUCGAUUUGUCAACGUCUUGGGCAGAGGUUUUGAGCUUUUCAUUUAUUGCCAUGUAUUUGACAGAUGAGAGUCGUGUGUGGGAGCACAACGCAUGGGACAAUGUGGACUGGAGUGAGGAAAUGAAGAAGGAUGCUCAUCGCGUCAUUGAGACUCAGAAACAGCAAGCUGUUGACAUUUCAAAGGCAGAAGAGUUGAUAGGGAAUCCUGAGAAGCAGUGGGAUGCGUUCUACUCCCAGCAUAGUAACAAUUUCUUCAAAGAUCGUCGAUGGCUACUGAAAGAAUUCCCAGAAUUGGACAUGAAAAACUAUGCAGAGGGAUCUAAUGUUCGCGUUCUCGAGGUCGGAUGCGGUGUAGGCAACUCUUCAUUCCCGCUAUUGGAAUGGGAUGAGCAUCGAAGAAUGACUCUGUACAGCUGCGACUAUUCUGACGUGGCAGUAAAAGUGUUGAAAGAGCACGAGAAAUACGACCGAUCAAGAAUGUGUGGAUUCGUUUGGGACAUCACAGAAGAACCACCAGAGGAUGCCCCGGCAAAGGAAUCUUUAGACUUUGUUGUCUGCAUAUACGUGUUAUCGGCGAUACAUCCUUCAAAAGUUCGACAAGCUAUCGAUAAUCUUGUAAGCCUACUAAAGCCAGGAGGAAUGCUGUUACUCAAGGAUUAUGGGCGAUUUGAUCUCACUCAACUCCGAUUUAAGAAGCAUCGAUAUAUUGAUGAGAAUCUGUACUGUCGAGGUGAUGGUACACUCGUGUACUUCUUCAGCAAUGACGAAUUGGACGCGCUUCUUCGGUCUGCAGGACUUGUCCAGAAGGCAAACUUUGUUGAUAGACGACUGAUUGUCAAUCGUGCAAAGCAUGUGAAGAUGUAUAGGCAGUGGUUGCAAAACAAGAAGGCGCUGCUAAGAUUGAGUUGCGAAACUUUACGAUUUCGAGCACUGUUUGACGAAAUAUUGAAUGAUCCUGUGCUUGGCCAAAUUACUUCCGAUCCUGAACUGAAUGGAAAUAUUAAUCUAGCCUACGUUCUACUUUAUGAGUUCCUAGCUGGAGCUGGUUUAGGAAGGGCGUCACCACGGCUACGAGGCGCAAUUUACAAACAUACGAAAGCUAUACAUGAUAGGGAAAAAUUGCUAGCAGAAGGCGGACGAGGUGUAGCAGCAAUCAAGGAAGAGGGCGAUUCAAGCGAAUCAGCGGUGUUUAUUCCACGCUAUGCCCGCAUCAACACUCUAAAAUGGACUGUAGAAGAAGCCGUGGAGCGACUCAAGUACGAGGAUUGGAGGGUUAGUUGUUGUUAA
Messenger RNA from Ostertagia ostertagi, 1401 nucleotides. The record is from the annotation of a GenBank genome assembly. Lineage: Eukaryota; Metazoa; Nematoda; Chromadorea; Rhabditida; Trichostrongylidae.